UUUUUACUUUCGCUUUUUUACGAGUUUAAAACAACUGAAAAUACAAUUGAAGAAAAUAUAUAGUUAACAGUUAUUUAGAUUGAGCAAUUAUUCUCUACACUAUACAUGUAUUUUUAUCACAUAAACUGAAAUAAGGCGAACAUUAUAGAAUGUUAGCUACCAGGUAAAGGCAGAGCGAGUGUUACAUAUUGAACCCUGCAGUCCAGAGCUUCCAUUUUUAUCCAAAGGUUGCUGCGGGUAUUUCUAGGUUGGCUUUCAGUGUACAUUGACUGUAGGCUACAUUGUACCAUCAAACGAUUGAUACUGUUAAUUCAGUGGCGUGAUGAUUGUACCAGAUAUGUCUUCAUUGUAAUCUACAUGGAUUAACAUUUCCUGAGGACAAAAUUGGCCAACUUCAACAACAGUUUCAAGACAUAUCUGUAACACACAGCAUCCCUGGUUGUGUACAAUGAGAUGACAUGGAUCAAUCUUCCUCUCAUGGUUGUCUUAUGGAGAUUGUGCUGGUGGGGAAAGUUGGAUGUGGGAAGAGUGCUUCAGGAAACACCAUCCUACGAAGGGAGGUGUUUGAAUCAUCAUUUGGUUCCUCAGCUGUGACAAAGACUUGUAAGAGGGAGACAGGUCUGGUGUGUAGGAACCGAGUCACUGUAGUUGAUACUCCAGGACUGGACUGUGCUGAGGUGUCUUCUGAUGAACUUAUCAGGUCCUUGUGGCUGAACACACAUGGGAACAUCAAUGUCUUCCUGCUGGUGAUCCAGCUGGGCAGGUUCACAGAGGAGCAGAGAGCAGCAGUACAAAAGAUGGAAGACAUGUUUGGCGAGAGGGCAAGGGAGUUCACAAUGAUUCUCUUCACAUAUGGAGAUCACUUGAAAAGGACACCGAUAGAGGACUUUCUCCGAAAAGCAGGUGUCCCACUGAGGCAAGUUGUAGAGAAGUAUGAUCACAGAUACCAUGUGUUCAACAAUGAAUCUGGCUCUCCAAGCCAGGUGACAGAACUGUUUCGAAUGAUGAGCAGAAUGCAGACUGUGAUACAAGACAAAGUGUACCACAUUGAUUACUGCAUGAAGAAAUCCUUGAGAAGAAGAAUGUGGUUUGGACAGAGACCAAUGGAGGAGCUGAGGAUUGUUCUGGUUGGUAAGACUGGAGCAGGGAAGAGUGCAUCAGGAAGCACCAUCCUGGGGAGAAAAGCUUUUAAAUCAAAGUUUUCUGCUGUUUCUCUGACAUCAAACUGUGAAAAGGCCAGAGGAAAGGUGGAUGGGCAAAAUGUGGCUGUUAUCGACACCCCAGGUUUGUUUGAUACUACAUUGUCCAAUGACGAGGCACUGAGAAAGAUCGCUCUUUGCAUCUCUCUGUCUGCUCCUGGUCCCCAUGUUUUCCUGGUUGUGAUCAAGCUGGGAAGAUUCACUAAAGAGGAGCAGGAAACGGUGGCAAUCAUUCAGAAACUCUUUGGGGAGGAGGCUUCAAAAUACACCAUGGUUCUCUUCACAUGUGGAGGUGAGGUUGAAGGAAGAACAAUCAAUGCUUUUUUACAAGAGAGUCCAGAUCUUCUGAGAUUGGUUACCAAAUGCCAUAGGCAGUAUCAUGUCUUCAACAACAAAGUCCAGAAUCCCUCUCAGGUCACUGAGCUGCUUGAGAAGAUAAACAAGAUGGUUGAGAUGAAUGGAGGAAGCCACUACACCAAUGAGAUGUUCCAGGAGGCAGAGAGAGAGAUUGAAGAGGAGAAGAACAGGAUCCUGAGAGAGAAUGAAGAGCAGAGACGCAGAGAGAUGGAGGAACUGAAGGCAAAGUUUGAAGGAGAGUGUCUAAGAGAAGAAGAAGAAAAGCUGAGAGAAAACAGGAAAGAGAAGCUAGAAAGAAUGCUGAGAAUGCAAACCGCUUAAGGGCAGGUGCCUUAAUCGGAAUGACUGUGGGAGUAGUUGGAGGCCCAUUUGGUAUGGCAGUUGGUGCGGCAUUUGGAACUUCAGUGGGAGCUGUAGUAAAUGCAUGCAGUUCUCAAUGAGAGUCCAUAACUACAAGAUGUUUGACUUCAUUACUGUACCUUCAUAAGAUCAAUCUGGUUUCUGUUCUGUAUUCAUUAUGUCUAUAACUAAACCCAUCCUGGUUUCUGUUCUGUAUUCAUUAUGUCUAUAACUAUACCCAGCCUCUUUUCAAACUGUAUUGUUGCUCAUUAUUGUUUAAAAUAAUUAAAAUAACAGGAGGGACCAAUCAUGCAACAGGAGCCGUGAUUGGAGGAACA
Messenger RNA from Salmo salar (Atlantic salmon), 2233 nucleotides. Its product is annotated as GTPase IMAP family member 8. The record is from RefSeq and is a predicted model, not a curated record. NCBI's taxonomy places the organism in Eukaryota, Metazoa, Chordata, Actinopteri, Salmoniformes, Salmonidae. Gene Ontology annotation, molecular function: GTP binding.